CCAGCUCUCGUUAGUUGUUACCAGCCCGCGUAGCCAAGUCCCCAAGUAAGAGCUGCUCAUCGAGGACUCCUUCACUCUCUCUUAGCAUAUUUCUGACCCAAAAACGAAACCAUGGCGGCUGCAGCAUCUUUACAGAAUCUCCUGAACCUCGGGACCAAAAUUGUCGCCGUUGGCCGCAACUAUGCCGCGCACGCCAAAGAACUGGGCAACGCUGUCCCCAAGGAGCCAGUGUUGUUUUUAAAGCCGACAUCAUCGUAUUUGGAAAAUGGAGGGACAAUUGAGGUUCCACACCCUUUGAAUUCUUUAGAUCAUGAAGUUGAACUUGCUGUUGUGAUCGGACAAAAGGCUCGGGAUGUGCCUGAAAACCAUGCCAUGAGUUAUGUUGGAGGCUAUGCUUUAGCAUUGGAUAUGACUGCAAGGGAAAUCCAAUCUGUUGCAAAGUCUGCAGGUCUUCCUUGGACAGUUGCUAAAGGGCAGGACACCUUCACACCUAUCAGUUCUGUUUUUUCGAUGUCUAAGGUGCCUGAUCCCGACAACUUGGAAUUGUGGUUAAAGGUGGACGGAGAAAUACGCCAAAAGGGUUCCACCAAGGAUAUGAUUUUUAAAAUUCCUUACCUUAUUAGCCACAUAAGUUCCAUUAUGACACUUUUUGAAGGAGAUGUCAUAUUAACAGGCACUCCACAAGGUGUUGGCCCUGUGAAGGUAGGACAAAAGAUAACUGCUGGAAUAACAGGCCUCAUGGAUGUUCACUUUGAUGUUGGAAAACGCCAAAAGCCAGGAAGCAGUUGAGCUUAGCGCAUCCAUGCUGCUGCAACCAGAGCCUGUUGAAGCACAUCCUUUAAAUUUUUUAUUCGACUGCAGCAGGGAAUAAAUGGCACAUUCUUCUAUUGGAGUUAACCGAGCACCUGACAAACUAAAAGCAAACAUAAAUAUAACCAAGCGUGAGAGACACAGCCCUUCGAUCUUUACGGGUAGGCAAUUAAUAAUAGUAGUGUGAAUGUUGUGUUUAUGGAGUCACCUUCAUUAUCAACAUGCAGUGUUACUUUCAGUGCGUUAUACUGAACUAAACUCAAAACUAAUGCCUGUUGGCUUUUGAAACUUGUUCAAUUGUAUGGAUUGUGCUUAAAGUUUUGUAUUACAAAUUAUGUCAGUCAAAUAAAAAUCAUGUGAGAUUUCAUAACAGUCA
Molecule: messenger RNA, 1186 nt
Organism: Durio zibethinus
Lineage: Eukaryota; Viridiplantae; Streptophyta; Magnoliopsida; Malvales; Malvaceae
Product: oxaloacetate tautomerase FAHD1, mitochondrial-like
Cellular component (GO): mitochondrion
Molecular function (GO): acetylpyruvate hydrolase activity
Source: RefSeq, a predicted model, not a curated record